AUGGAUCCGGUCGUGUCCAAGGUGUUCGAUGAAAUGCUCAAGAGGAUGGAGGACCUCGACAAGCGCUUUGCCGAACGCUGGGAGCGCCUGGAGAAGCGUUUCGAGGAUGCAUCCACCGCCCUUCAGGAGCGCGAGCAAGACGUCGACGGUCGCCCCGCCUCCCUAGAGGACUAUGCUUCCACCCAGUACAUCGCCGCCACCGUCGCCGACAACUGGGGAGCCCACUUCGAUUCGUGUGUCUCCGAUCUGGAGCAGCGCAUGGCCGAUCUCGAACUCAUCCGGUUGGCCGAGAUCCGUGACGAGACGACAGAGUGGAGGCGCUAG
This is a messenger RNA of Miscanthus lutarioriparius, 324 nucleotides long. The record is from the annotation of a GenBank genome assembly. Lineage: Eukaryota; Viridiplantae; Streptophyta; Magnoliopsida; Poales; Poaceae.